Messenger RNA from Ooceraea biroi (clonal raider ant), 1702 nucleotides. It is a transcript of the gene Mettl4, whose product is annotated as Methyltransferase like 4. Gene Ontology annotation, molecular function: methyltransferase activity; nucleic acid binding. Lineage: Eukaryota; Metazoa; Arthropoda; Insecta; Hymenoptera; Formicidae. Gene Ontology annotation, biological process: methylation. Gene Ontology annotation, cellular component: nucleus. The record is from RefSeq and is a predicted model, not a curated record.
UAGCGACCAAUGAAUCGAGCAAUUGAAGUUGCACGCGUAUCGCUCGAGUUGCGACCGAACGAUUGCGAACGAUCGAUUCGAAUUACAGCGCGUUUGGCAUGUGCACCUAUGGGUGUUUAUAACCUCCGUAACAUCCAUAACCUGCGUUUCGUAACGCUAAUGAAGAAAUUGACAAUUUUCGAACGAUCCGAUGUACGACGGUGAGAGUUUUUGUUGUGGAAUAUAACGCGACAAACAUUUUUCAGCGUCGCAUUUUUGCGCGUGCAAUGUGUCUAUGACGGGAAACAUAUCCGUUGAUCCAACAUGAGUCUCCUUUUCACCAGCGAAGGAGGUUGGAUCGUGUCUCAUUUGCGAUACGUUAAUGAGAUGUACGAGCAAGUUUCAAACGGUAACGGAUUUUGCGCUUUGGCGUUCAACGAAAUGCUGUUUGACAUUAAUUCGCAGUAUCUGAGACAAAAUCAGAUAGCGCAAACCGAUACCGAGGAUACCGUCGUGUUACACGGUAAAAGGAAGAGAAAGCGUUCGCGGCUGUUGCCGCAGGAGGAUUUGGAAGAAGUCAGUCGAGUCGAGAAAGCGUUUGCUUCCAUGAUGUCCGCCGCGAAAGCGAAAAGGAUCUUUUCUGAGGCCGAUGUAAUCUCCGACAACAACAAAGCGGCACGCUUGGCGUCUCAGAAAUUUUAUCAGGAUACCUACUGUAUCAGAGAUGAGAACUUGUAUGGAUCCAACGACACGAACGACGCUAUCAUAUCGGAGGCCCACGAUAAGAAAUACGUAUUCCCAAGAAAAUGUACAUUUUAUUGCUACGACGUUAGAGACAUGGAGAAGAAGAUGGAUCUGAAUAAUCAGUACGAUUUCAUACUGUUGGACCCACCUUGGUGGAACAAGUCCAUCAGAAGGAAAAAGAUGAAGUGUGCCGAAGCUAGCUACAAGAUGAUGUACAACGAGGAAUUGAUCAAGAUACCGAUAGGGAAACUGUUGCGUUCCAAUGGUAUCGUGGCUGUAUGGUGUACCAACUCGUCCAAUAACUUGAACAGUAUCUUCAACGAGAUAUUUCCGUCCUGGGGUAUCACUUAUACAGCCAAGUGGUACUGGGUCAAAGUCACACAGGCAGGCAACACCAUAUGUAAUUUUAAUUCGGCACCUGGAAAACAACCUUUUGAAUUACUGGUACUGGGAUCUACAUUGAAAAGGGAGAAAUUCGCUAUUCCUGAUGGCAAACUGAUAAUCAGUGUACCUAGCGCGGUACAUUCCCACAAACCACCUCUGACAGAAAUCAUUAAGGAGUAUCUGCCGGAUGAGCCGAAAUGCCUAGAAAUUUUUGCGAGGUACUUGCUGCCUGGAUGGACAAGUUGGGGUCUGGAGAUCUUAAAGUUUCAGCAUCUGUCGCUUUAUAAAAUCCUACGUGGCGCACAAAUCAUCAACGGAAAUGACACGGACUGCAAAGCGAAAAGUGAGAAGGAUAAAGACGAAAUUUCGUAGUAAAAUGUAAUUUCGUAGUAAAAGUCGGUAGGCCUCCCUGCGAAAAUUUACAGUAUUAUAGAUAUAUACGUAACUUACGAGAGACAGCGCGUGUCUCGAUCCUUUAUUAUAAAUUAUUCGCAUUUAUCUUCGACGGUUGUACGCAACGACUCGUCGCAACGUUACAUCGCGUUAUUCGGAUGUUCGUUGAGACCGUUCUUCAAUAAAGCGCGGUAUCCAUGUG